UUGGUGUGUUGAAAUAAAGGGAGGAGGAAGAUUUCAACUUGACAUAGCAGAAGAUGAGAGCGGGCUGAUUAGUGACAGAAACAAACAGUGGCUGUUUACUAUGGAUUGUAAGUGUGCCUAGAAAACAAUGUUGACAAAUAUAUUUUGAAGAAGCAACAGAAAGGUUUGUCUGUAAGACAGAAUAGAACCAGACUGAAAACAGACACUCACGACCUGGUCCAUCUGGUGACUUCGAGGGCAUAUUUUUGUACUCAGCCCUUCUGAUUGAAUCAAGUCUAUUGGGACAAUCCCCCCUGGAGCAACAUGGAGUAAAGUGUCUUGAUCAAGGACCUGGUGGUGACUGCUGGGAUCGAACCAGCAACCUUUGAUUUACCAGUUCAGUGGUUUAACCCACUAGACCACCAUCUCCACAGCGAUUACCAUAAGGACGGCAUUAAAACUGGACUAUUAAAUCCUCUUACACAAAACCUUCGCCUUCCAGAUGGGAUCAGACAAUGGGAGCGUCCCCAUGGACAACACGAUGCCAACGAAUCAUAACAACAUCGCCUUUACCUUCGGUGCCCUCAUUCUCAGCAUCGUCUUCCUCCUGGGAGUUCCCGGCAACCUCUUCAUUAUUUGGAGCGUCCUGGCCCGCGCCCGCAAGCGCUCCGUCACCACCCUGCUCAUCCUUAACCUGGCAUGCGCGGAUGGUUUUUUGAUGUGUCUGACUAUUUUCUUUAUCAUUUACCUUGCCAAGCAUAACUGGAUAUUUGGAGGUGCCAUGUGCAAAGUGCUCUUCUACUUGUGUAACACAAACAUGUACGCUUCUAUCAUGAUCAUCACGCUGAUGAGUCUGCACAGAGUGGUAGCAGUGGUGUGGCCCGCGCACUUGCCAGCUUGCACUCGUAAACGGAGGGUAUCUUGCUUGCUUGUGGGCAUGUGGAUCGUCGUUUUUCUUUUGGCACUCCCGGCUGUGAUAUUCAGAGCCGAGAAAGAGAAAAAUGUCAACGGGAAGCGACACAUCCUGUGUGCAGUUCAUCACAACAGAUCGGAACACGUGGUUUUCCAGUACACCCUUGAGACAACGGUUGGCUUCUUGGUUCCAUAUGCGAUCAUAGUGGGGAGUUACGUGUGCAUUCUCCGCCGCCUCAGACAGACCAGGUUCAGGAAAAUGAUCCGGAGCGAGAACCUCAUUCAUGCCAUUAUUAUAACGUUCUGCAUCUUCUGGCUGCCUUACCAUGUCAACAAUGUAUUGCUCGUGGUGGGAGCACUUACCCCAGAUGCGUCGCCUUUAAAACAGAGACUGGAGAGUAUCGGACAGUCCAGUCGCGCCGCUACGUCUGCUCUGGCUUUUAUCAGCAGUUGUGCCAACCCUGUCCUCUACACCUUUGCUGGACGCUCCUACAUUAAAGCAGAUGGCCUGGCGUUCAUGGCAAGACUUUUUGAAAGCACUGUGCUCAACAACGGUGUGCGGACACUAGAGAGCUCCAAUGCUCCCAAUCUUUUAGGAUUGGAACGCAGACAAUCUACAACAUAAAGUAAAUUGAUGAAAACAUGACCUUUUGGAUACGAGUUACCUAAAAACCCACAUCUAAUGAAGCAGUUCAACUCAUGAAUUUCUAUUGUGUAUAUCAAUUUGCCCUUAUUGUAAAGAUGCAUUUUAAAUCUGAUUGGACAAUGUAAUUGGUGUAACUUAGAUUAAAAUGUUGCAUAAAUUCUACCUAACUUGACAAUUUAUCUAGCACUCCUUUUCAGUUGUUCAAUGCUUCAAGUAAAUUUCAAGAGUUAUUACCCUUUAACAACUCCAUUUUCCAGACAUACAAAUCUAAAAAUUUGAGAAAAUAGGAUGCUCUUUCACUAAUGCCUUCUGUAGUGGUUGCUGGUUUGAUCCCAGCAGCCACCACCAGUGUGUCCUUGAGCAAUACACUUUACUCCAUGUUGCUAUAGGGGGAUUGUCCCUGUAAUAUGUCCACCAAGUCGCUUGGAUAAAAGUGUCUGCCAAAUGACUAAAUGUAAUGAUUAAUGUGAAGUGCCAUCAAAACCUAUGCAUUCACUGGAAA
Molecule: messenger RNA, 2039 nt
Organism: Triplophysa dalaica
Lineage: Eukaryota; Metazoa; Chordata; Actinopteri; Cypriniformes; Nemacheilidae
Gene: ltb4r2b
Product: leukotriene B4 receptor 2b
Exons: 6
Coding region: 482-1516 (344 amino acids)
Biological process (GO): complement receptor mediated signaling pathway; phospholipase C-activating G protein-coupled receptor signaling pathway; inflammatory response
Cellular component (GO): plasma membrane
Molecular function (GO): G protein-coupled receptor activity; complement receptor activity
Source: RefSeq, a predicted model, not a curated record